This is a messenger RNA of Zea mays, 2189 nucleotides long. Its product is annotated as lectin-like receptor kinase 7. The record is from RefSeq and is marked validated. Gene Ontology annotation, biological process: protein phosphorylation. NCBI's taxonomy places the organism in Eukaryota, Viridiplantae, Streptophyta, Magnoliopsida, Poales, Poaceae. Gene Ontology annotation, molecular function: ATP binding; protein kinase activity; carbohydrate binding.
GUAGAGGACAACUGCAAGCCCCAGGUAGCUCAGAAAAUACUUUGCUCUUGCAUCCUUCUUGAGCUACCACAAGUUACAUCCAUGCCUGAAAAGAAACAUAAGUGGCUCAUUCUAUACCAUCUUCUCUACCUUUCCAUCCUCAACUUUACAUCCUUCAUCAUUGCUGGUGAUCAAUUCGUCUACUCCAGCUUCAGAGAAGCAAAUCUCAGCCUAGACGGCACUGCCACAAUCAAACCAGAUGGGCUCCUUGAGCUAACCAACGGUAGCUUUAAUCUCAAAGGCCAUGCAUUCUACCCAACUCCUCUGCAUUUCCGCAAGUCAUCAGGUGAAAAUGUGAAAUCCUUCUCAGUCACCUUCAUCUUCAGCAUCCUCUCUGCCUACCCUGACAAGAGUGCAGAUGGCAUGACCUUCUUAGUCACAACAAACAAGAAUUUCUCUGAUGCAUUUCCAGCCCAGUACCUAGGACUCCUCAAUGAUCAGAACAACGGCAAUCCAAACAACCAUAUCUUUGCGGUUGAGCUUGACACCAUACAAAACAGUGAGUUCGAGGAUAUCAACGACAACCACAUUGGCAUUAAUAUUAAUGGUCUCCACUCGGUACAAUCCCAGGGUGCUGGUUUCUACGAUGACAAAAACGGUAUGUUCAAGAACAUGUCACUCAUUAGUCGUGAGGUGAUGCAGGUGUGGGUGGAAUAUGAUGGAUGGACCACACAGAUCGAUGUAACCUUGGGUCCCAUUAAAAUGGCUAAACCUAAUAGGCCACUAGUCUCAGCCAUCUACAAUCUAUCAACAGUUCUCACAGAUACAUCAUACAUUGGAUUCUCAUCUUCAACUGGUGUAAUUAACUCAAGAUAUUGCUUGCUUGGUUGGAGCUUCAGUAUGAGCAACACAACUCCAGAGAUUGACAUCACCAAGCUGCCAAAGUUACCUCGUGUUGGCUCCAGGUCACCAUCAAAGGUCCUGACAAUCAUUCUUCCAACAGCCAUUGCAUCAUUCAUCUUUGUUACUGGAAUCACCAUCAUUUUACUGGCACGGAGGAAAUUGGCAAACAAUGAGCUACAGGAAGAUUGGGAGGUUGAGUUUGGACCACAUCGGUUCACAUACAAAGAUCUGUUCCUUGCCACUGAAGGAUUUAAGAAUAAGAAUGUGCUGGGUGCAGGAGGAUUUGGGAAGGUGUAUAAAGGUAUACUUCCAACAUCUAAAUUAGAAAUUGCAGUGAAGAGGUUGUCACAUAACUCAAAGCAAGGAACAAAAGAGUUCAUCACUGAGAUUGUUAGCAUUGGCCACCUUCGACACCGAAAUCUCGUGCAGUUACUAGGCUAUUGCAGGCGAAAAGGUGAACUUCUAUUGGUAUAUGACUACAUGCCAAAUGGUAGUCUUGACAAGUUUCUAUACUGUGAAAAUGACAAACCUUCACUGGAUUGGGCUACAAGAUUUCACAUCAUAAAAGGAGCUGCAUGUGGCCUGCUCUACCUUCAUGAGAAGUGGGACAAAGUUGUAAUCCACCGAGACAUCAAAGCAAGCAAUGUGCUUCUUGAUAGCAAAUUCAAUGGACGGCUAGGAGACUUUGGCCUUGCAAAGUCAUAUAACCAUGGCACAGACCCACAGACCACACGUGUGGUUGGCACCAUGGGUUACCUGGCCCCAGAAUUGGUACGCAUGGGUAAAGCAUCCCCACUUACAGAUGUGUUUGCCUUUGGCACAUUCCUUCUUGAAGUGACAUGUGGGCAUAGGCCUGUAAAGCAAAAUGAGCUAGGUGAGCAUAUUAUGUUGGUUGAUUGGGUACUUGACCAUUGGCAGAAAGGAUCAUUGGUGGAGACAAUAGACAAGAGGCUAGAAGGUAACUGCAACAUAGAUGAGGCGUGCCUGGUUUUAAAACUUGGGCUCUUGUGCUCACAACCAUUCGCUAGUGCAAGGCCUAGUAUGCAUCUUGUAAUUCAAUACCUUAAUGGUGGCAUGCAGUUGCCAGAGUUCACACCAUCAGAUAUAAGCAUCAACAUGCUAGCCUUUAUGGAAAAUAGGGGAUUCAAUCCUUCCUUGAUUUCAUACCCACAGCUGACAAUGAGUGUUGGCACAAUGUCAAGCCUCUCAGGUGGAAGGUAAAAAUGAUUUGAGGUCAUUAAUCAGAGCAAUAGCAGGUUUCUUUUGUAUAUUACACGGGGUGAUAUCUAUUAUUGCAUAUUUCAGAA